Molecule: messenger RNA, 4008 nt
Organism: Puma concolor (puma)
Lineage: Eukaryota; Metazoa; Chordata; Mammalia; Carnivora; Felidae
Source: RefSeq, a predicted model, not a curated record
AUGGAGCAGCCCGGGGCGGCGGCGUCGGGAGCGGGAGGCGGCAGCGAAGAACCCGGUGGGGGCCGGAGCAACAAGCGAAGCACAGGGAACCGAGCCGCCAACGAAGAGGAAACGAAAAACAAACCCAAAUUGAACAUUCAAAUAAAAACUUUGGCAGAUGAUGUGCGUGACCGAAUUACAAGUUUUAGAAAAUCUACUGUCAAAAAAGAAAAACCUUUUAUUCAGCAUCCUAUUGAUUCUCAAGUUGCAAUGAGUGAGUUUCCAGCAGCUCAGCCAUUGUAUGAUGAACGAUCGUUGAAUUUGUCAGAAAAGGAAGUACUGGAUCUUUUUGAAAAAAUGAUGGAGGACAUGAACCUUAAUGAAGAACGGAAAGCUCCUUUACGAAACAAAGAUUUUACCACCAAGCGUGAGAUGGUUGUCCAGUAUAUUUCUGCUACUGCCAAAUCUGGAGGGCUGAAAAACAGCAAACAUGAAUGCACCCUGUCUUCACAAGAGUAUGUUCAUGAAUUACGAUCUGGUAUUUCAGAUGAGAAACUUCUUAACUGCCUUGAAUCUCUGAGGGUUUCUUUAACCAGCAAUCCUGUCAGGAAAAAUGGGAUUCAGAGCUAUGGCAGCACCUUUGCAGUGGGUGGAACCAUUGGAAGCAAUGACCGACCAUCUCAGGAUGGUGCAGCUCCCCCAAGGUCCAGGGUCCGAACCCAGAAUAUUAUACUUUGUUGUGUAAACCAGCUGCUCACCUGUGCUCUAGUUGACAAUGGCGUCAAGAUCAGGGAAAUUGAAGUUUCCCAGGUCUCUAUCAUGGGGAUAAUCAGAUCGGCAGAGAGCGCUUCAAACUACAUAAUUUACAGAAUUGACAAUAUGACCACUGCGCCUAUUGAGGUCUAUCAGUGGCUCAGAAGAAAUGAAGGAAAGAAGGGGAUAGCCCUUCCAGUGGGAGUAGAUGUCAAAGUGAUCGGCAUCCUCAAGUAUUUUAAGGAUGUAAAAGGCGUUGAGGUAUUGAACAUCCGCGUCCUGGAGGACAUGAACGAGUUCACCACACAUAUUGUGGAAACGGUGAAUGCACAUAUGAUGCUGGAUAAAGCUUGCCAAACAGCCUCUAGGCCCAGUGCUCCUGUUGUUCCAUCAAAAACGGAUGAUGUCCAGGUGUACGCCAAAUACCACCACAAGGAAGUUCUGCCUCGGGAAGAGAUGGUGAUGGAUAUAUUGACUGGACUUUUUGUAGUAUUUUCCAGCAAGCAAAUUAAAACAGUCCUGGAUGGAUUAAUUGGGGGCAGAAAAGUGUCUGCCGACCCAGUGGUGGUGCAGCGCUCCUUUUAUCUCAGAUGCGUGGCUGGCAUUCACGGCUCCACAAAUUUUAGUGACCCAGUGCGACAAGGACCCAUGCUAUCUCUGGGGGAGGGUCUUGCUGCACUGUGGCUGGUUGCAGUUUUUCCGAGAAAAUUUGGAUUGCAAAGGAUUCUAGGAGAUGAAAGGAGUCUUUUGCUAUUGGCAAGAGCAAUUGAUCCCAAACAACCCAACAUGAUGACUGAAAUAGUAAAAAUACUUUCUGCUAUUUGCAUUGUUGGAGAAGAGAACAUUCUUGAUAAACUUUUAGGGGCAAUAACUACAGCAGCAGAAAGAAAUAAUAGGGAACGAUUUUCACCUAUUGUGGAAGGAUUAGAAAAUCACGAAGCUUUGCAAUUACAGGUGGCCUGCAUGCAGUUUAUAAAUGCCCUUGUCACUUCACCCUAUGAGCUUGAUUUUAGAAUACAUUUAAGGAAUGAAUUCCUGCGUUCAGGACUAAAAACAAUGUUACCAGAUCUAAAAGAAAAAGAGAAUGAUGAGCUUGAUAUUCAGUUGAAAGUAUUUGAUGAGAACAAAGAAGACGACCUGACUGAAUUAUCACACCGUCUCAAUGACAUUCGAGCAGAAAUGGAUGAUAUGAAUGAAGUGUAUCAUCUUCUGUAUAACAUGUUGAAGGAUACUGCUGCUGAAAAUUACUUGUUAUCCAUUCUACAACAUUUUUUGCUCAUCAGAAAUGAUUAUUAUAUCAGGCCACAGUAUUACAAGAUAAUUGAGGAGUGUGUUUCACAGAUAGUGCUGCACUGCAGUGGUAUGGACCCAGAUUUCAAGUAUAGGCAAAGAUUAGACAUUGAUUUCACACAUCUGAUAGAUUCAUGUGUGAACAAGGCAAAAGUUGAAGAAAGUGAACAGAAAGCAGCAGAAUUUUCAAAGAAGUUUGAUGAAGAAUUCACAGCUCGACAGGAAGCUCAAGCUGAACUUCAAAAAAGAGAAGAAAAAAUUAAAGAGCUUGAAACAGAAAUCCAGCAACUUCGAACCCAGGGACAUGGACUCUCAGGUUCAUCAGGAAUUCCAGGCCCUCCUCCAGGGCCAGGUGGUGGGUUAUCCCCACCACCACCACCUCCACCAGCACCAUCUCUGCCUGGAGGAGCUCUCCCUCCUCCUCCACCUCCUUUACCUGGAAUGACUGGUAUACCACCACCACCACCACCACCACCUUUGUUUGGGGCACCUGUUCCACCAUUUCCCCCAGGCAUUCCUCCUCCUCCAGGAGCACCACUGGAUCUGCCUUAUGGGAUGAAGCAGAAAAAAAUAUAUAAACCUGAGGUACCCAUGAAGAGAAUCAAUUGGUCAAAGAUUGAGCCCAAAGAAUUAUCUGAGAACUGUUUUUGGUUAAAAGUUAAGGAGGACAAGUUUGAAAAUCCAGAUCUCUUUGCAAAAUUGGCACUGAACUUUGCUACCCAGAUAAAAGUUCCAAAGAAUGUAGAAGCUUCAGAAGAAAAGAAGACCCUGCCUGCAAAGAAGAAAGUGAAAGAAUUGAGAAUUUUGGAUCCCAAAACGGCCCAGAAUCUGUCUAUCUUCUUAGGAUCAUAUCGUAUGCCAUAUGAAGAUAUAAAAAACAUCAUUCUGGAGGUUAAUGAAGACAUGUUGAGUGAAGCCUUAAUUCAGAACCUUGUAAAACAUCUUCCUGAGCAGAAAGUACUCUGUGAGUUAGCACAGCUGAGGAAUGAGUAUCAUGACCUCAGUGAGCCUGAACAGUUUGGAGUUGUGAUGAGCUCAGUGAAAAUGUUGCAGCCUCGUCUCAAUAGCAUUCUAUUCAAGCUCACGUUUGAAGAACAUGUAAACAACAUCAAACCAAGCAUCAUAGCAGUAACUCUUGCCUGUGAAGAACUGAAGAAAAGUGAAAGCUUUAACAAACUUUUAGAGUUAGUUCUUUUGGUUGGAAACUACAUGAACUCAGGCUCGAGAAAUGCCCAGUCUUUGGGUUUUAAGAUCAACUUCCUUUGUAAGAUCAGAGAUACUAAGUCAGCAGAUCAAAAAACAACCCUCUUGCAUUUUAUUGCUGAAAUUUGUGAGGAAAAAUACCGGGAUAUCCUGAAAUUUCCUGAAGAACUAGAACAUGUUGAAAGUGCAAGCAAAGUUUCAGCUCAAAUUCUCAAGAACAACCUUGCAACAAUGGAACAACACAUUGUUCAUCUGGAACAUGAUAUCAAGAAAUUCCCCGAAACAGAAAAUAGACAUGAUAAGUUUGUGGAGAAGAUGACAAGCUUUACAAAGAGUGCCAGAGACCAGUAUGAAAAACUGUUCACCAUGCACAACAACAUGCUAAAGCUCUAUGAGAAUCUUGGAGAAUACUUUAUUUUUGACUCUAAAACAGUGAGCAUAGAAGAAUUCUUUGGUGAUAUCAGCAACUUCCGAACUUUAUUUCUGGAAGCAGUGAAAGAAAACAACAAGAGAAAAGAAAUGGAAGAGAAGACUAAGAGGGCAAAGCUCGCAAAAGAGAAAGCUGAACAAGAAAAGUUAGAACGCCAGAAGAAAAAGAAACAACUCAUUGAUAUAAACAAAGAGGGUGAUGAGACUGGAGUAAUGGAUAAUCUUCUAGAAGCCCUACAAUCAGGUGCAGCAUUCCGAGACCGCAGAAAGCGAAUUCCAAGGAAUCAAGAUAAUAGCCGAGUACCUUUGGAAAGGUCACGCUCUCGCCACAAUGGAACUAUCUCAUCUAAGUGA